AUGCCGGAAACAAAGAUCACCCUGUACACGGACGUAAUCAGUCCCUUUGGCUACCUGGCAUGGAAUAUUCUGAAAAACUCCCCGGUGUUCGCCAACACAAAGAUCGUUCUUGUUCCCGUCUUCCAAGGGGGUGUCAUGCAAAUGAAUGACAAUCGACCGCCAAUGACCAUCAAGAACAAAGGACCAUACCAAGCUUUCGAGCGAGCGUACUUCGCCAAACGCUUCGAUGUCCCCUUCGCCGCAUCCGGGAAAAUGCCUCAACCAUUUCCUCAAAACACUCUCCCAACCAUGCGUUCAGUCUGUGCUCUGAGCCUUGUCAAACCAGAGAAAGUAGAUGACUACAUGACCGCUCUCUGCAAGCGGUUCUGGAUCGACCUGGAACCGGUCUCCAAGCCAGAAGUCUUUGGCAAAGUGCUAGCAGAAGUGUUAGGCAGCGAAGAUGAGGCCAAGAAGGUGCUGGAGAAGAUGGGCGAGGCAGAGGCGAAGGAUCUGUUGAAGUCCAACACGGAUGAGGCGUUCAAGUCGGGGUCGUUUGGAGCGCCGUGGUUUGAGGCGGUGAACGCGAAGGGAGAGAAGCAUGGAUUUUGGGGAAUCAACCAUUUGGGACUGAUGUGUGAGUUUUUGGAGUUGGAUCGAAACAAGGAUGGGGCUUUCAGGUCGUUGUUGUGA
Messenger RNA from Zymoseptoria tritici IPO323, 669 nucleotides. RefSeq lists its product as uncharacterized. The transcript has 4 exons. Gene Ontology annotation, molecular function: glutathione transferase activity; glutathione peroxidase activity. Gene Ontology annotation, cellular component: mitochondrion; peroxisome. The coding region runs from base 1 to 669 and encodes 222 amino acids. Gene Ontology annotation, biological process: glutathione metabolic process. NCBI's taxonomy places the organism in Eukaryota, Fungi, Ascomycota, Dothideomycetes, Mycosphaerellales, Mycosphaerellaceae. The record is from RefSeq and is a predicted model, not a curated record.